Molecule: messenger RNA, 2056 nt
Organism: Coregonus clupeaformis (lake whitefish)
Lineage: Eukaryota; Metazoa; Chordata; Actinopteri; Salmoniformes; Salmonidae
Product: regulation of nuclear pre-mRNA domain-containing protein 1B
Exons: 7
Coding region: 673-1668 (331 amino acids)
Biological process (GO): mRNA 3'-end processing
Cellular component (GO): RNA polymerase II, holoenzyme
Molecular function (GO): RNA polymerase II complex binding
Source: RefSeq, a predicted model, not a curated record
AUAGCUAUACGUGACAGUAUUUGAGUAAUGUUUCUAGUCAUGAUCUAAUUUCACAAGUUUCUCUGCAAAGGUUUUUGAACAGACUUUGAAUCCUGUGUGUCGGGUGAAAGGUCAAGCGGCCAUCUUUGAAGCGAUCCAGAGAGCUGUGGUGCUUUCUAGAAAGCUAGUUAGUUAGCUAGCUACUAUACUAGUACUAUAGCUAACGAAAAAAACGUACGUUUGAAAGUAACGUUACAGCUACAUGUAUUCAAACGGCACAUUUACUAAAUUAUGAAUAGAUGUAUUGGUGAGUAACUUACAUCUAGUAUCGUAGUAGCUAGCUAGUAAACAAAGCCAGUGUGGAUAGGUUAGCUAGCUUGCUAGGCUACCUAGGACUUUCUAGUUGGCUAUUUGUAAACAGAUAGCUACUAUAGUUGUCUAGCUAGGUAAACAAGCUUGCACACUCAUCAUUGUAAAUGCGCGUGUAUAUUUUACACGAUUUUGUAACUAUCUUGUUAGGGAAGAUAAGCAUAGACUAUUAGCUACUAGUAGCUAGACAGUUUCAUGCAGCAGGUUGCGUGUUUAACUGGCGGGAACUUUGCUUUUGAGGACAUUGUUGGUUUCCUCAGUUAACCUCCAAGAAAGUUGUGGGUUGAGGUAACGGUACAUCAAAGAGUACUUUCUGCGCACAUCAUGUCUUCUUUUUCUGAGUCUGCGUUGGAGAAGAAGCUUUCGGAGCUCAGCAACUCUCAACAGAGCGUUCAGACGCUGUCUCUGUGGAUCAUUCAUCAUCGCAAACACUCGCCGCUCAUCGUCAAAGUAUGGCACAGAGAACUGAAGAAAGCAAAAAGCAGCAGGAAGUUGACUUUCCUGUAUCUUGCCAAUGACGUGAUUCAAAACAGCAAGAAGAAAGGUCCAGAGUUCGCCAAAGACUUUGAGACGGUCCUUGUUGAUGCUUGCUCUCAUGUUGCAAGAGAGGCAGAUGAUGGCUGCAGAAGGCCUAUGGACAGGCUGCUCACUAUCUGGCAGGAGCGCAGCCUCUACAAGGCAGAGUUCAUCCAGCAGCUGAAGCUUGCCAUCGAAGACUCAAACAGCCCCCAACACCAACCCACAGAGGAGAAGAAGGCCCCUAAACGGACCUAUCAGAAGAUGAUCCAAGAGCCGGAGGAAGAGGAAGACGAUGACUACAGGGGCAACAUGUCCCCACAGGAUUCAGACAUCUCAGGGCCACAGCUGACGGAGGAGCUGGUCAAAGCCCUGCAGGACCUGGAGAAUGCUGCCUCGGGUGAUGCUGCUGUGCGCCAGAAGAUUGCCUCUCUGCCACAGGAGGUGCAGGAUGUGUCCCUGCUAGAGAAGAUCACUGAUAAGGAGGCAGCUGAUAAACUUUCUAAGACGGUGGACGAGGCCUGUCUACUGCUGGCUGAGUAUAACGGACGUCUGGCUGCUGAGCUGGAGGACAGGAGGCAGCUGGCGCGCAUGCUGACAGAGUACAUCGGUAGCCAGAAGGAAGCCCUCACCGAGAGGGAGAAGAAACUAGAAGAGUACAAACAGAAGCUGGCACGGGUCACCCAGGUGCGCAAGGAGCUCAAGUCUCACAUCCAGAGCCUGCCUGACCUCUCUCUGCUGCCCAAUGUGACGGGAGGCCUGGCCCCUCUACCCUCUGCUGGAGACCUGUUCUCCACCGACUGAGCUUCCUGCUCCCUGUCACACCCUGCCUCUCGCCAGGGCACACACUCCCUGUCGAACCCGCUCACUAGCUACUGAACCCUAGGGAGAGACUGAGAGGGACAGUGGAAGCUUGGGGACAUUCCCGGUGGGAGAGACAAUGGUCGUUGAACAUUCCGUUCCACCAGCUUGGACAAAUCUCCUUUUUGUUUUUAUUCUGAACGCCAGUCAAACACCAGCUAACUGAUUCUGUGUUGAAGAGAGAAGUUGGUCAUUAGCCAAUCCCCAUUUUUGUGCUCAUAUGGUGAGAUGGUGGCUCGCACACACACUAGAUCAUGUGUCCAACUCAUUCCAUAGAGGGCCGAGUGUCUGGGAUUUCUUUCCUCCCUUGUACUUGAUUGAUGAAAUAAGG